Vollenhovia emeryi is the source of this 3799-nucleotide messenger RNA. RefSeq names its product histone-lysine N-methyltransferase SUV39H2 (gene Su(var)3-9). The record is from RefSeq and is a predicted model, not a curated record. Gene Ontology annotation, cellular component: nucleus. The coding region runs from base 1021 to 2964 and encodes 647 amino acids. The transcript has a single exon. Gene Ontology annotation, molecular function: histone H3K9 methyltransferase activity; zinc ion binding; protein binding. NCBI's taxonomy places the organism in Eukaryota, Metazoa, Arthropoda, Insecta, Hymenoptera, Formicidae.
AUUUGAAUACAUUAACUCAUUCUGCCUGCGUACUCAUUUAAUUUUGGAGAAGGUGAAUCUUGCACAAAUAUACCCCCGUGGAAUAACGUCUCUGCAAAGAAACGUGGUUUUUUUUAAAUUAAUUUUUUGCAAACUCGACAGAUCCUUUAAAUAUUACCUUCUGCUGAAGGUAAUAUUUCUUAGCGCUGUAACAACACGUGGUAAAGAGUAAUCCGUGCAUUUGUUAUUUUUAAAGUGACAGUGAUGGAAUAUCACUUUAAAGAUAACGAGUGAGGAUAAUUGUUUAAAUUUUUGUAAGAUUUGACCUGAAUCGCGACUAAAGACUCUUUUGAUACGUGAAUUUUUAUGUGAAAAAGUUUAAGUAACAGGUAAGUAUGAUUCUUAUAUUGCAAGUUAAAAGUUAAUUAGGUUGUUACGACUCGGUCUACUUUUGUUCACGCACAAAUGUCUUCGGCGUUUGGUACUGGUGGCGAGAAACGAUAAUGAGAGAUUAUAUUAACCAAACAAAUUAUGUAUACUUUAAGUCGUUAUAAUUAUCGCUUGGAAUCUGUAAUAAAAUAUCUGGUGGAGGGGAGGGAAAGGUCUAUAGGGAUGUCUCGCGUGAUACUCAUGUCACGAGAGCCAGCACUUAAUAUCUGUUAUCAAAGUACAAACCGAAACGUUUAUAUUGUACACUCCUUAAACUACGUAAAAAUGCACCAAAAAAGUCUCUUGACGCUCUUUCAACUCGCGAAGCUGCGAGUAGAAUAAAAAGUCUAAUAUCUCUUAAGAUGUUAGAAUUACAUACAGCUCGAUCGUAGCAUGAACAAAGCUUCCCGGUGCUGUUCAUUGUUAUCACUCGUCCGGCAAGUCGAGAUAAUGGGCGAGCGGACGAAUGUUGAGAAGGAAUACUGAGAAAACGCAAAGAAAAAUGCAAAACGUAAACAAACGAUGGAGAAGUGUGCGGAAAGGGGAGAGUGAUCGUUCAAAUUAGAAGCGAAUUGAAAAGAGAAAAAUGGCACGGGAAAUGAUGCUGUUUAAAUGUUUGGCAUUGCAGACGCGGCGGCUUGCGGUAGCAGCGGUGAAUCGGCAGAUAAACCUGGCAGCGUUGCAAGCAAAACGCCAGCCGUUAGGCAAAAACGACACCUCUCCCCUGGAAGCACUGACGCACCGUCGUGCGCAAAGAUGCCCAGAAACCUCGACAGAGAGGGCCGCAAGAAUAUACCUCACCGAUUGGACGGCAGACACACACUCCGCUCCUCCUCUUCCUCCUCGUCAUUGGCGUCGUCGUCGUUGUCGUCGUUGGCGUCGUCAUCAUCGUCAUCAUCAUCAUCGUCAUCAAUUUUUACAUCACCGUCGUCAUUGUCAUUGUUCUCAUCAAAGCGUUUGCGACCGCAGCCAAUAUUAAUUACGCAGCAGGUGCUCAAAGUAUUCGAGAGCAGCUCCCGCACGCUUCGCAGCAGAAGUACGGGUGCGAGGUAUCCAGGUAGCGACGGCCGGCAAUCCGACUAUGAGGAAUCGUCGUCCGAUGGCAUGCUGUCCGCGCGAGGGGAUGCUAUGAAUCCACGCCUUGAUUGUGAACUCAAGGAGGUGCGGGUGAUGCUGUACGAUAUCAUGCGCAACGAUAAGUAUCGCAAAUUAACUGCAGCGGUGCCCGACAAACCCUCUCCCGUGUCAAGCAAGAACAUUAAGCUCUGGGAAGUGGAGAGGAUCCUGCAGAAGCGUGAACAGAAGAGACAGCCGUUCUAUCUAGUCAAAUGGAAGGGUUGGGGCGUUGAGUACAACACGUGGGAACCGUUGCAGAACCUCAUUAAUUGCAGGGAUCUACUGUGCGAGUUCGACAACGAGCAGCAGGAGUUGAUCGAUCGAUUCAAGGAGACGACGAACUAUUAUCCGGACUCGUGCGACGUCGCGAUCUUUCUGGCGCGUAACAAGAAGAUGUCGAUCGUUGAUGCCACAUCAGCCGCCACCGCCGCCGUUGCCGAGGGCGGCGUGUACGCCGAGAUACGACGUUUUCUCAAGUCGCGCAGCGCCAAGCUGGAGACGAAGAUCAAGCGGCAGAUACUGCGCAUGCUGCUGAUCGAGCUGCGGCGCGACCAGCUCGAGUCGCUGCAGGAUUGGGAAAACGAGAUGAACAGUAUUACGAAGGGCAAGCCGACGAUCCUGGUGGAGAACCUGGUAGACUUGGAGAGCGCGCCGCAAGACUUCUUCUACAUCGACAGCUACUUGCCGGGCGCGGGCGUCUUAAUACCGGACGAUCCGCCGAUCGGCUGCGAGUGCGAUGGCGAGUGCGGGACGGCCGGCAACAAGGUCGGCUGCUGCUUCGCGCAGAACGGCGCCACGUCGUUGGCGUACACGUCGGCGCGCCGGGUACGUGUACCCCUCGGCACGCCCAUCUACGAAUGCAACAAACGCUGCGCCUGCGACGCGUCGACCUGUCCGAAUCGAGUGGUGCAGCUAGGCACCGGCACGCAAUUGUGCAUCUUCCGCACGGACAACGAACGCGGCUGGGGCGUGCGUACCCGGCGUGCGAUCAAGAAAGGCACCUUCGUCAUCCAGUACGUGGGCGAGGUGAUCAGGAACGAGGAGGCGGAGAAGCGCGGUAGGCAGUACAACUUGACCGGUCGUACGUACCUCUUCGAUCUCGACUACAACGAAACCGACGGCCAGUGCCCGUACACCGUAGACGCUGCCAUGUACGGGAACGUCUCGCACUUCAUUAAUCACUCGUGCGACCCGAAUCUCGCCGUCUACGCGAUCUGGAUCAAUUGCUUGGACCCAAAUCUACCGGGCCUCGCGCUGUUUGCUAUCAAAGACAUAAAGCAGAACGAAGAGCUCACUUUCGAUUACUUAUGCCAGACACCGCGCGACAACGCUAAGGGACAACAGCCGCUAGACAACAAGCCGGAGGACAGCAAUGCUAGCUCAAAAAACAGGAUGCUUUGCAAAUGCGGCGCUGCGACGUGUCGGCGAUACUUGUUUUAAGGAGCAUGUCAUACCUUUAGCGAGUGUCAAUUGGUGUUGAUCUUCACUAACUCACUAUCUCUCUCAAUCGUCUUAUUUUAUAUAUAUAUAUAUGUGUGUAUAUUAUGGUCUGAAGAAGAAAAAUACAUUCAGGAUUAGUCAUGAGCGAAAUAGUAACUCGACCAAGUUAUAAUUACCCAAAACUUGGUCUGAGGUUAUUUUUCUAAAUUAAGUUAACUUGACGGUAACUGUCGUAUAUAUUUUCCAAGUUUUAACGUAUUAUUUAUACUUCUUUGAAUGCUGAAUAAUUAAUAAGUUAAAAUUAAUUGACAUUAUAAAAAUGAAGCAGUCUUUCAAACGGCAUGUAAUAAAAGACAAUUUUGAAAACUUACUAACUGAGAUAAUUACUAUUGUAUCUUGUCGUGUAACAUGCAUUAUGUUCAUAAUUCGCAGUUUAUGUGAAUAAUUACAAAUGGUUACAAGUUUUGAUGCCUGCCAGAUAAAUAAGACUUUAAAGUACAAACUGCAAAUCCUUAAGUUGUAAAGAGAAAAGUUUACUGUCGCGAGUAAAUUAGUGGAGAGUCGUGGAUGAGCAUAGAAAAAAAAAGAAAUGAUACUAUGAGUUUAACUGACAAGUAACACUACCCAAGUGUUACACGCUAAUUUUUUUGAAACUUUGCACACUUGUACAACUUCGAAAAAUAUUUAACACCUAUUUUUUUUAUUUGUGCUCAUAAAGCAUUUUAAGGAUAGAAACUACCCUCGAAAUAUUGAUCUUUUCAAUUCCAUGUACAGCAAUUCUAUUGUAUAUGCCAUGUACGUUAUCUCGAACAAUUCUUGCACCAGAAUACUAUCU